GGACAACCCAAUCACCCACUCUCCUUUGAAGACAUUCGUUCUAUAGAUCUAUAGAUCCUCCCCUCUUAGUCCCUAAUUACUAUCCCUAAUCACCGUAGAUACAACCAUUUCCGCUGCAAUAUUCCCAUCAUGAGGUUCCCAGUAGUUCUAACCAUUAUUUCUGGUGCUGUGGCACUCCCCUGGUUCCAUCGUCGGCCACAUCACGGUGGAUCAAACUCACCAGAUCACGGAAAAAGACCUGUAUAUCAUGGCCAUGGUGGUGGAUAUGGUGUCGCUCCUUAUCCCUACGAGCCGAGUGUUGUCACCAUUACAGUCACUGCAGAGCCUGUCCCUGAGUCUACAACUUCUAGCAGUUCAUCGACAACUUCCGGAGAUGUCACCCUGACAAGCACUUCCAGCUCCAGCAGCAGCAGUUCAGGCUCGUCCACUCUGAGCCUGGAACCUACCUUUGCCACCCCUUCCGAGUCAACUACCCCCACCACCGAGUCUACCCCCAGCUUCUUUUCUACAACCAGCUCUGGUUUGGCCACUGGCACAGGAGACGCCACGCUCACAGCCAACUCGACUAUCACCAGCGUAAUUUCAGCCACAGCAACUGGUGUCGAUACGACUUUCACUCUUAUUUCGACCAUUACCAGCACAAUCUCUGAAACGGUGUCUGAGGAACCCACCUUCACAGGCUUACCCAGCUCUAACAUCACCAGCUCCGGCCUGUCUACUGGAACUGGAGAUGCCGGCCUGCCCACUUCGAACGGCACAAUCACGAGCACAAUUGUUGCAACUGCUACUGGUGGUGACGCUACUUUCACUCUGAACUCGACCAUUACCAGCACGGUUUCGUCCACCCUCAGUCUGGAGCCCGUCUUUACCGACUUGCCGCCGACUGGAACUGGAAACGCUACUGCUCCCACAAACUCCACUAUCACCAGCACAAUCGUCGCGACCGCUACUGGCACAGGAGAUGCUACCUUCACUCUCAACUCUACCAUCACCAGCACGGUCCUCGCCACUCCAACUGAUCUGAACAGCACCACCAUCCCCACGGCGUUUCCUAACUCCACUAUUUCCAGCACAGGGUCAUCCACUCUCAGUCUAGAGCCCGUCUUUACAGGCUCGUCACCGACAGGAACAGGGACAGGUAGCAUUUCAUUGCCCACCAAUGCCACCAUCACCAGCACCAUUGUUGCAACUGCUACUGGUGGUGACGCUACUUUCACUCUGAACUCGACCAUUACCAGCACGGUUUCGUCCACCCUCAGUCUGGAGCCCGUCUUUACAGGCCUGCCACCGACGGGAACCGGUAACAUCACCUUGCCCGUCAACGCCACCAUCACCAGCACCAUUGUUGCAACUGCUACUGGUGGUGAUGCUACUUUCACUCUGAACUCCACCAUCACCAGCACGGUCUCAUCUACUCUGAUUGUAGAGCCCACCUUUACAGAUCUCCCACCGGUUUCAUCUGGAAACGGCUCCUCACCAGGUUUCACAUCCAUCUCUAGCAGCAGCAGCAGCAGCAGCUUCACCGGCGGUGUCCUGCCUCCCGUGACAGCGUCUUCCGGCAGUCUCCCGGUCGCGACUUCCAACUCCACUUCCACCAUCACGGUCUCCUCCACGCUGAGCUUGGAGCCCACUUUCACUGGCUUCCCGACGAACUCGUCCACGUCCAGUGUGGAACCCACAUUCACUGACCUCCCACCGGUCUCCUCCACGCUGAGUCUGGAGCCGACCUUCACUGGUUUCCCAACGAACUCAUCGACGUUCAGCGCGGAACCCACCUUCACUGGUUUCCCGACGAACUCGUCCACGUUCAGCGUGGAGCCUACAUUCACUGACCUCCCACCGAUCUCCUCCACGCUGAGCCUGGAGCCCACCAUUACUCUGCCCACCGAGACUCUGCCCACCCAGAGCUCUACCGCUGAGCCUGUCUUUACGGGCUACCCUUACUGGCCCCGCCCUCCCCACUACCCCUGGUAAAGCCCGAGGAAGUAGGCCGCGGACCAACGAUGGCAUCGAGACGAGAUGAAAUGAAAUCGGUUAUUGUACAGCUUGUUUUGGGUACUCUUAUUCUUACGUUCAUUCAUAAUACUUGCCAUAGGGUUGUUUUACCUUGUAAUUAGCGAAGGGAUGUUGCUCACACUGGAUGGUACAAAAUGAAGUGGGGGGGUUCUUUUUCCUUGUUGAACCAUUCUUUCAUAUGUCUUGGUGCAUACUGGUUGCAACGUGGUGGUUCUAUCUCUGGAGAUACCUAAGAUAGAUGAAUAUAACACGAUCAUUCGACGAGCGGUUAUGAUGCAAUCUCGGUGAAUAACGCCUUAUUCUUGGAUUGUUUUGUUUCUCGUACGCGGUUUU
This is a messenger RNA of Truncatella angustata, 2349 nucleotides long. RefSeq lists its product as uncharacterized. Lineage: Eukaryota; Fungi; Ascomycota; Sordariomycetes; Amphisphaeriales; Sporocadaceae. The transcript has 2 exons. The coding region runs from base 130 to 1974 and encodes 614 amino acids. The record is from RefSeq and is a predicted model, not a curated record.